CCAUCUGUUAGGUUGAUGUACACUCGUAUGUGAGUCUCGUUCUUACCUGGCGAAUCCAUGACUCGGUAUGGGAGAGAGAGAGGGGUUUACAUUAGGCUUGUAACGAGAGGAUCCAUCCUUUUCAAAGUAGAUAGAAAUGUUUCUUCUACUGGUACAGUCAGUCGUCUUAUUAUAAAGUCGUAAGGAUAGUUUGACGUAAAUAAGUGUCAUUUAUUAAUUGUUUUUAUUAAGAUUAAUUAUUUAAAGAGAUUUUUAUAUUUCUUAUUUCUUGUGAGAAUAAUCAUCUAAGACAACUAAUCAUCUUAUAUAUUAUUAUAUAUCUUAUUGUACAAUCUUUUAGAAAAUAAACAACACACCCACACAAAAAAAAUAAAAAAAAUGACGUUGCUACCACCAACGGUGGAGCAGCAAAAACGGAUCAAUGAAGAAAUUCCUACGGAUCCGGAAAUGGUCAAAAGGGAUAUCAUUGCCCUUCGCGAAUGGCUUUCUAAACAAUUGCAUUUACCAAAUCAUAUGGAUGACACAAGGUUGAAACAUUUUCUAUUCGGUUGUAAAAAUAGCGUAGAACGAUGCAAACAAAUACUUGAAAAAUAUUUCAGCGUACGUACAGCAUUGCCAGAAUUGUUUACCAUUCGUGAUCCAUUGUCGCAAGAAAUUCAAGAUUGUUGCGAAACCAUGCAAUAUUUCGUAUUACCGUCAUUAACUAAAGAAGGAUAUCGAGUUACUGUUUUUAGAUUAGUUGACACGGAUGUUGACAAAUUUACCAUUCAAGCGAUAGCUAAAAGAAUUUUAAUGGUACAGGAUAUUCGUAUAGUUGAAGAACCAUGUUCAUCUAAUGUUAUGAUUAUUGAUUUUGAGGGUUUUACUGCAGUACACAUUGCUAAAUGUAGUCCAACUCAAACUAUAGUAAGACGAGCAAUGUUGGCAAUACAGGAUAGCAUGCCAAUGCGACUUUACAUGAUUCAUUUUUUACAUGCACCUAAUUUUAUUGCUAACGUUCUUAAUCUAUUUUAUCCACUGCUUAAAACAAAAUUAGUUGAAAAGUUUCGUAUACACUCGGGUGGUGGUGAAGAAUUGUAUUCUUACAUGGAUCAAGAAAUUUUACCAAACGAAUGGGGUGGCAAAGCUGGUACAUUUGCUGAACUUAAUGAUGCUUGGAAGAAGAAAAUUGAGAGAAACAGAGAUUGGUUAUUGAGAGAAGAGAAACUCAGUCGUACUGAUGAGAGUUUACGUUUACCAGACACUAAACCAGGUUUUUUCUUGGAACUCAAUGGCGUACAAGGUUCUUUUAGAAAAUUAAAUAUCGAUUAGAGACAAACAAUUCAUCAAAAUUAUAUUAUUAUACGAGAUAAUAAAUU
This is a messenger RNA of Polistes dominula (European paper wasp), 1358 nucleotides long. Its product is annotated as alpha-tocopherol transfer protein-like. Gene Ontology annotation, molecular function: phosphatidylinositol bisphosphate binding. NCBI's taxonomy places the organism in Eukaryota, Metazoa, Arthropoda, Insecta, Hymenoptera, Vespidae. Gene Ontology annotation, cellular component: membrane. The record is from RefSeq and is a predicted model, not a curated record.